AUGGAUCCUGGCGAGUAUCGGACGAAUGUAUUGUCAUUUAAUAAUUUUGCUUCGAUAAAGUACGAAUAUCUUGAACCGGACGCCUGCUACCCAGGUCCUGCCAGGAAGCCUCUUCAGAGAGCCGAAGCAGCUUGGAGACAAGCUGGGAAAUUAGUUCACCACGACACCCUUAGAGAUGGAAUAUGGGUGUUCCAAAAUACCAAUGCGUCCAACAGUUCGGCCGAUCGCCCGGGGGAUAAUGGUAUUGUUACGGAAAACGGGAUUGGAGAGGCGCAAGGGGUCCAGCUCGUUGUUAAGGCGAAGGGCAUUUUUGAACCAGCGAGCCUUAUAAGGAGCAAGCAAGCCACUCCAGCUUUAUAUUCCGCAAGCAGUAAUUCAUCCCCUUCAUCAUCCCUCGAGAAUCCGGUGCGAAAUGCUCAAGCUCUCAAUGCAAGAUCUGUAUCGGCCAACGCGUUGCUCAAUCCUUCUCUUGAGCCAUCAGCAACUUCCCCCGGACUCAAAUCGCCGAACAAGACAGAGGAUAUGUGGCCCUUAAUGAAAGAUGUCCAUGAGAACUUCAUAUCGGCAGCGCUUGGGUCGCUCGUCUAUCUCCUCUGCCGUGACGAGGGGUUCAUUCCGUUAAAUCCCCGGACUCUAAUAUCCGGUUAUCCUAAAUCUCCAGACAAAACUUGGCCGCAGGGAGCAAACGCCACCACCCUAGCAACGUUGGAUAUUAGUUUGACGUCAUUAGGAACACUUGUUAUCAAGGCUCAUUCUGAUGCCGCUUCUGGCUUGCAAGGUCUUGUUAACGAUUCCGCAGCAGCAGAUAAGCUAGCCCCAGGCGCGGCCCUAUGGCUGGCACCUGGCGGAAACGCAGCCAAGUACUAUAGCCAACAAGAUGACAAGGCAAAGUUGUUGACAGCCCCAGCCUCAUCAGUCACUUCGGAUUCUCGGCCGAUCACUCUCGACGGUGCUACCUUCAAAACCUGGCAAUCGAAUUGCCUUGAAUGGUUGUCUGCAAAGGGAAUACAUACAGCUCCAAUUGAGAGUGGUGGAUGGAUCUUGGUACAGAUUCUCGUUGGUCACUCUCCAUAUCUGAAUGCUGAAUAUCAAGGCAUCCCCAUACUCGAGGGCCGAACGGUCGUUCCUUGGCCAGCUGCUCUCUGUUUCCAAACUGCGAGUUCUGGGACUCUACCAGCUAGUGAAAAGCCCAUUUCUGGUAACCGGGAUCCUCUUGCUUUUUCUGAAGAAUGGUAUUCUGGCAAGGAUGAUCGAGCGGCUCUUAUUCUCAAACGUCAAAAGGAACGGCAAGUUGCGGAAGCGCUGUCGAUCGAGCAAGCUGAAGUGGAAGCUCGUGCGCUACAAUCUGGCACCUUUUCACCUGCCGUGUUACGGAGGGGAAGCAAUGCUGGCGCCAUGUAUCCCACUCCUCCGGACGCCAUCCAUCAUACCGUCGGGGUCACCCCGUCAUUUGAUGGUGCAGGAUCAACACCCGGAAAUGUUAACCCGUUCAAUAUUCAUGAUGGUACAAUGACUGCACCUACGAACUCGGGCAUGUCAGAAAAUGACGUAGAUAUGUGGGCAUCUGCUGAAAAGAAAGAGCGAACAAGUUUGAAUCCGCAUUUUAACGACAAUGAUAACGAUGCCGACAACCUUUUUGGGGACUUGGGCGGUGAUCUUUUUGGCACUGCUGAUAUUACCGAGGCGGAUUUCAACUUUUUCGAUGAGCCAGACGAUGUGCAACCGACACAAAUGACUGGUACACCUGGGCCUUCAAAUGUCAUAACUGCUCAGGAAACAUUAGCCUUUGAAGAUCCUUUUAGCCUUAAUAGCGCAAAGGAAAAUGGAAUGGGGCCGCCGAAUGCAAUCGUGCGCAACCAAAAUAAUCAGGAUACUACAGAUCCCAGUAGCGAACAGCUCGAAGCAUCCCGAAUGCAGGUCGCGCAAAUCGGAACCAAAAAUUUCAUGUUAGAGAACACCGAGACCAGCUCCUCUUGCAAACAAGGAAAGCCUUCCUCAGCCCCCGUCAAACCAAACUUCAACCAAGAAUACAUAUAUCAGCAGCUUGUCAAGGAACUCGACACAGGAGCGCCUAAAACACCUGCUAGAAAAGCUAGUCUGUUUAAUAAGAUAAACUUUGAGAACACCUUAUCCUCGGUUGAUAAAAAAUACGGUGCCCAUGGCCAGUACACGUUCACUGGUGAUAAGAAACACUUGAAACCUUUAGACGCACUCGGAAUCCCUCAAACAGAAUACCUCAAUGCUCGAAGAAGGGUACCAAUCAACGAACAAGAAUCGGCCAAUCUUGCACGCGUUCUGGUAGAGGAGAAUGUGGCUGGACCACCAGAAUCCACUGAUCCAAUGGAUUUCUUGAUGGACUCCGAUUGCAUGAGCCAAGUAUCAGAGCAGGAUGAUUCCAGCCUCACCGCAGAGGACACCGUUUCCAAGAAUAUAGUUGAACGGAACUGGCUGGGAGAUAACGGUUCAGGAGAUAGUAUAUCCGCCUCAUUUGACGCCAUGGCUAUGGAUUUUGAGCAGUCUGCAAGUACGCCACAGUCAGUUCCCGGCUCGCAAAUGCUGCUCUUCGACGCAGACCCCGCAGAUUGGUCAUUGACAACCUAUUUCACCACUCCAGAGCCCGAAGUACAAUCAGAUACGCUCUCUGAUCUUGAACGCAUUGCUACCGCUCAAAUUCUCGCCGACCAAGCUGUAUCUGGUACUCUUCAGCUGCCCAGAAUUUCUGGCAGCGAGUCGCCCACGCCUGUAAACAAAACAACCAUUACCCGAGGGCUUGUCCGAACUCUAGCAAAAGUUGCGAAGGUACUUUUUGAAGAUAUAACGCCAUGCACAAUGCGCUCCUUUCUGGAAAUCCAAGGCAUACCGGUGCUAAACCAGGGGCUCCGGCUACCACCACGACCUAUGAAUCCACGGGCCCCGAACACCCCCGACCCAGCGAGAUCCAACAAUCCUUUCUCGCUCCCCCCGCCCCAGCUUGAAUUACGGAGAUCGGAUUCGAAGCUUUCAAUCCUCCCAGCUGCGGUGAGAUUUUGGGACAAUCUUGGACUUGCUCCAUCCAUGGGCGGAAAGGACGUCAAUGCGGUCUGCAUCUUCCCGGAUAUUGCAGGUGUUUCUACAAAUGCAAACACCUUCCUCGAACAAAUGAAAAGUAGCUAUGAGUCGUAUAGGCUAGGCAACCAUGAUAGGGCUACAUCAAAGGAUAUCGUUGAUGGCCUCAUACCAUUCUCUGUUGAGUCAGAUCACCAGGACGGCCCCCGCUAUUUGGCAACCCUCCAGGAGACUGUUGCGCGCUUGAGCCGAGCGCUCUGCUCUCUGACAGUAGAGGAAAAGAAUUUCGUAGUCUACUUUGUAUAUCCAGUCGACAGCCCUACGCUUCUCGUUCACAUAUGCUCCGCCUUCCAACAUCUCUUCAACCUAUAUAGGAAAGCGUUAGCUGAUAAGAAAAUGAGGGCUUCCAAUGAGCUGGUGCUGCAACUAAUUCCGGGGGAUUUCGUUGCGUCCCCGACAUCGAUUGUUGUCCCGUUACCAUCGGAGUAUGCUCGUCUUGCCUUGGAGGUCUAUGACCGUUGCGUCGACUUCACAUCAUCAACCUCGAGUCCGGCUAUCAUGUUGGAGCAGCCGCUGCCUAAAAGCAUCGAUUUCAAACUAAGCCCAUACCCGUCACCAUCACUCCUCCAAGAGAACACAUGUCUCCAUAUUGCGUAUGCGCAGAGCAUUGAUGAUCGGUGGGUUGCGGCGGUAUGGACGGACAAUAGAGGCACGCAGCAAAUGACUGCUUCGUACUGCCUUGGGCGGAAGAGCGAACCACUCUCAAUGCACUUCUCGGAGGUCGCUCAUGAGAUUUGGGAAACAACUCUGGACUUCAUUUCUAGCAAGAAAAUCCACUGGCGAAUCAUGAUUGCCAGGGUGGGAGUUAUGGAUCCUUCCGAGGUAGAUUUUUGGACUGGCCUUGCGGCUACCGAAUCUGAUGCUCAUAUCAACUUGACGUUGAUUGCGGUGCAAACAGAUCCUUCCUUACGAUUGUUACCCCCGUCCGUCACUCUAACAAUUAGCGGCAACGGGCCCCAAGCAGUCACCCCUGUGUCGACUCCACAAUCUGUGCCGUCAAUUAUGUCCCCUGACAAUUCAACCACACCUGCUCGUGAGACUGCUAAUGCCGCUACACCCGGCGACGCACCGGUGGAACCGGAUAGAGAUGCACGCCUGAUAGACUAUACGGACCAGAGCUGGGGUGCAGUUCUCUCGCACCGAUUAAACAACUCCAAUUCCCUCCUGGAGCUCAACCCCGCGCUUAUUAGCGGAUAUCUGAUCAAACGAGGCGGGACAUAUAGCGACGAUACACCUAUUGUUAUCGAAGUUAAUAUUGUACAUAGCGAGGUCGUUGGAAAUCCUAGGACCUUCCAUGAAUCUCUCCUGCGAGAGAUUUUGGGAUAUUAUAGGGGGCUUGCGACUCUGGCCAGGGUCAGGGGAAUGGUAGAUCCGGUUAAGGAUGGGAGACCUUGGCACAUUGCUGCGGCUGAGAAGGCCGUAAAGACGCUGUAUAUGCUAAUGUGA
This is a messenger RNA of Venustampulla echinocandica, 4551 nucleotides long. RefSeq lists its product as uncharacterized. Bases 1 to 4551 code for a protein of 1516 amino acids. The record is from RefSeq and is a predicted model, not a curated record. Gene Ontology annotation, biological process: regulation of transcription by RNA polymerase II. Gene Ontology annotation, molecular function: transcription coregulator activity. Lineage: Eukaryota; Fungi; Ascomycota; Leotiomycetes; Helotiales; Pleuroascaceae. Gene Ontology annotation, cellular component: mediator complex. The transcript has 2 exons.